AUGUUUUCGUUUAUUGUGGCCAUACUGUUCGGCGUCGUCUCCACGGGCACCGCUUCAACGCAGACACCGAUUAUUACGUCUUGCUCAGAUACACAUGUCGCGGUCAUCGAUGAUAUGACUAUCACAAACGCAAAAGUCGGCGAAAGAAUGAGCUUCAGCUACUCGGGUCAUUUAAAUCAAGACCUCAAUGAAUCCCCAUCGCUAAAAAUGACCAUGACUAAAAAGAAAGACAACAGCAAAAUCAUGUGCUUUUCCAACGUGGGAUCCUGCGAGUACAAGCUCUGUGGCGGCACUUCCGAUGUCGAAAAGAAAAUAACAGAAGGCUGGAACAACGUGUGUCCGGUCCCGGCAGGGAAACACAAGGGCAGCGCCUCCUUCCAGAUACCCUUUUUUGCCGGAUUCCUCAUAGGGGAUGGGAAUAUCAACAUCAAGAUGGAGAUAAUCAACGGCGGGAAUGUUGUGGAGUGCAAUCAUUUCGACGUCAAAAUUGAGAAAUAA
Ixodes scapularis (black-legged tick) is the source of this 498-nucleotide messenger RNA. RefSeq lists its product as uncharacterized. Gene Ontology annotation, molecular function: enzyme activator activity; lipid carrier activity. Gene Ontology annotation, cellular component: cytoplasmic side of plasma membrane. NCBI's taxonomy places the organism in Eukaryota, Metazoa, Arthropoda, Arachnida, Ixodida, Ixodidae. The record is from RefSeq and is a predicted model, not a curated record. Gene Ontology annotation, biological process: ganglioside catabolic process; lipid transport. The transcript is spliced from 4 exons. Bases 1 to 498 code for a protein of 165 amino acids.